UUCACUCACUCGCCUGUGAGCUGGGACGAUAAAGCCCUUUGCAUACUGCUGCAUCACCAGUAGUCACUCUUUGCAUAUCCUGUCUCACUCUCUGCCUGUCUCUCUCCCCCCCUCUCUCUCUCAUCUACUGCCUGUUGUCACUUAGGAGAGGAAAGAAGGUGAACUCAUUCUCGAGGCAGCAGAUCUAUAUCACAACAAGGUCUGACUAAGCGUCCUUGUGGAUUUCUGCCAGACGAGGAGAGAAACUUUGCCUUCGCGUCAGGCGUUUGUGGGCAGUUUUAAUCACAGCGAGCAGGGCGGAAUCGUUUCCUCUUUGAUAUUGUAAUUGCAAGUCGUGUACAGAGCUCGUUUGGUCCAUGGCGACUCCGCUCUGGUUUUGUUUUUAGUUUUGAGCGUGAGUCAACUUACUGCCAAUGUGCGCCAGUCGCAGCUUGCGCCGAGUUUAUCAUCAUCAGCAGCAGCAGCAGCAGAAGAAGAAGAAGGCAGAAGACCUUUUAAGGAACUUUCAAGAAGACAAAGUUAUUCUCGCGCGGAGGAGCGUUUGUUUCAUCUCUUUUCCUCCUCCUGUUUGUUGAGUUUUAUUUUAAGGGGAAGAAGUUAUGACUUCUGUAUGGAAAAGACUGCAGCGGGUUGGCAAAAAGGCUUCAAAGUUCCAGUUCGUUGCCUCUUACCAGGAACUGACUCUGGAGUGUACGAAGAAAUGGCAACCAGACAAGCUAAGAGUGGUGUGGACCAGGAGGAACAGACGCAUGUGCUCCAAGCUCCACAGUUGGCAGCCUGGAAUCAAGAACCCCUACAGGGGCAUGGUGGUGUGGCCUGUCCCAGAGAACAUCGACAUCUCUGUUACACUCUUCAAGGAGGUCAAUGCUGAUGAGUUUGAAGACAAAGAGUGGACUUUUGUCAUCGAGGGUGAGAACAAGGGGCAUCGUAAGGUGCUGGCAUCAGCCGACAUCAACCUGAAGCGGUUUGCCAGUCCGACGCCGACCCAGACCGACCUGACGCUGAAGCUGAAGCCGCUCUCUGUCAAAGUGGUAGAGGCCACGCUCAAGCUGUCGCUGUCCUGUGUCUUCGUUCGCGAGGGGAAAGCCACUGAUGAAGACAUGCAGAGUCUGGCCAGCCUGAUGAGCGUCAAACCCACGGAUAUCGGCAACCUGGACGACUUCAAUGAGAGCGAUGAAGAGGAGGACAAGAAGUCUGUCACUGCUACAGUCCCACACACUCUAACUCGCCCAAAUCGUCCUGCCCCUCCUCCACCUGACAAGCGAAACUCCACCGGACCAUCUUUUCCAGCCUCAGCCGGUGAACGGAAUUCCGGUCCUCCCAGUCCUGUCGUCCACUCCCGCCCCCCUCUACCCAUCGUCCCUCGCCCCUCUCCCCGGCGCUGCCGCCACCCCUUCACCACCGCUGCUGUCCAGUCGGAGAUUCAGCCUUCCCCUGGCCCGUCCCCUCAGCCCUCGCCCAGGUCCAAGCACAAAACAACAGCCAACCCUCCUCUACCUGAGGCUCUUUCCUCUUCUGACCCACUACCUAAUGCUGCAAGCUCCCAGGUCACAGCCCAGAGUCUCACCUCGGUCCUGCCUCCCUCUGAUGUAUCUCCUGCAAAUCCUCCAUCCCCUAAAUCCUCCAAGAUGCCAAUAAUCACACCUUCUUCUCAAAACACUUCCUCUUCCCUUCAUCCUCCCUCUGCCAAAUACUCUGAAUCUGUGUCUACUUUACCUGCUGCUUCAAUGGAGUCUUCUUUAGCAAUGAAUUCCUCAUUUAAUGCCCCCCAUAAAUUGACCUUUAAGCCCUCGACUGCCCCUGAAAUGACCUCAGCUCACAACCUUCCCUCCCCUGUACUGUCAUCACCCAAUAGUAUCAUAACAUCAUCCUCCACAGCUCCCCCAAAGUCCUCUCUCACCAUAUCCACCACACUGACCCAUAAAACCAACACCUCCACAGCACCCCAGCCUCUCCCACCUAUUUCCUCCUCUGACCCAAAGUCCACCUUGUCCUCUGAGUCUCCAUCUGUUCACCCUCCACUCGCCCAGACCCUCUCCCAGCCUCCAUCUCUGCCCAGAAUCUUCCAGUCAGGUUCAGGAAAAGUUCCUGUUUCACAUCAGCGGCGCCCCCCGGAGGUUCAAACUGUAGAUGAUCUUACAUCAGUCUCUGGCCGUCACAUUUUCAGACCUCAGAUUGUCAAAUCGAUCGACCGUCCUUCCUCUCCCUCCCCUUUUUCUGCUGAUGCCCCUCCUCUUGUGUCAACAGCUCCUCUUUCCAAAUCUCACUCCUCUAUCUCAGAGUCAGGUGCUCAGAGGGCCUGGCUGACAUCAGGUGCUGACAUCACCCCCAUCCCUCUGCUGAGUAGUCCUGACCUCGAUGCUCUCUGUGACCCCGCAAUGCCGGCCCUUACUGCCUCCCAUCCACGAUCCUCACCCCCUCGCUCCUCUUCGCUUUCCACCUCUGUUUUAUUCUCUUCUCCUCAUACUGUCUCUUCUAUCGCUCCUCCUGCUCAGAUCAGCUCCUGUCAGUCAGGCUCAGCAUUCCCCCUCACUCAAGGUCAGGGCAGGGAAGCAACUCCGAGCACCCUGAGCCGAGUUGAGCGAUCUCCUCAAAAUAACCAGACAGUGGGCAACAUCAGAAUAUCCAACCAGCCAACCAGACCAGCCCAGGAUUCAAAGGCUUCCAACUUAGAAAGCAAAUGUGAACCAGCAAGGAUCAGUCCUUCCCAGUCACGGUCAGAGCUGAUAAUAGCCCCGCCCCCUCCAUGGCCUUUCUCCUGCUGUGAGAGCUCCACCCCUCAGCAGCCCUCCACUUCAGUUGUGGCGGCAUUUAUCACUCCGAAACAGCCAAAUGUUCAGGAGGGUAGUGAUUCGAAAAAGCCAACCAAUGAGACGGGGAGUAUUCUUAGUGCAUUUGAGGCAGAAAAGCCACCACUGGCUCAGCCAGAGCCUGAGCCUGAUUUUGAUGACAUCAUCUUUGAGUCAUUUAACCAGAGAAAAGAAUCAGGGGGCUUGUUUCUGGAAGAGGAUGACUCUAAGAGGGACACUAUCAAAAGGUGUCCUCCACGUCUUGAACAGAAACCCAAUGAAAAGGUCUCUGGAGAAAAGCUGGCAGAGCAGUUAGAGGGAGCAGCGAAGCAGAAGGAGGUGAUGGUGAAGGCUGAGCAGGAGAGGCCGAGGGAGGAAGAAAUUCUCAAAACACAAGAGGAGGAAAGGAGGAGGAAGCAGGAGCAGGAAGAGAGGAGAAAACAUGAAGAAGAGAAGAAGAGAUUGUUAGAGGAGGAGAAGAAGAGAAUCUUAAAGGAGGAGGAGGAGAUCAAGAAGGAGAGGGAAAGGAGGAAAUACGAGGAGGAGAGGCUCCUGAAGGAGAGGAGAGAAAAACAGGAGAAGCUGAGGAAGGAGGAGGAGAAGAGGAAGGAGGAGGAGAGGAGACUGGAGAGAGAGAGAUUCUUAAGGAAACUGAAAGAGGAGGAGGAUAAAAAGAAGGAGGACAGGAGAGUGCUUGAGGAGCAAAGAAGGAGGAGGGAGGAAAAGAUUCUCCUGGAAGAGGAAGAGAGGAGAAAGAUGGAGGAGAAACAACUGAAGGAAGAAAAAGACAGGGAGCAACAGAAAAUGAAAGAGGAGGAAGAGAGAAGAAAGAGGGUAGAGGAGGAGAGAAAGAAAAACGAGGUGGAGAGGGAGAGGAAGAAGAGGGAGGAGGAGGAACGGAGGAAAGAGGAAGAGAGAAAGAAAAAGGAGGCAGAAGAGGAGAGGAAGAGGAGGGAGGAAGAGAAUAGAGUCAAAGAAGCAGAGGAGAGAAGAAAAGAAGAUGCCGCCAAAGUCAACACCCCUGUCAGACAUGAGAACCAGGCAAUCACAACAAAAGACAAAGAAACACGCCACAUAGUCCCGACUCCUGCCCAACCCGGCGCUCCACCCGUUAAAGAGGAGCCCGGAGAGCCAAACAGACCCAGAGUGGAACCAGCAACCUCAGUGGAGAUUUCCCCCAAGCCGACAAGUGAGAGCUCAGCUUUGGCGCUUGACCCGCUGCUGCCCUCAAAACCAGAACCAGCACUGCAGCUGGAACAAGUUCUCCAACCAUCGGGAAAACCACAACACGAGGGAGCACAUGAGGAUAAACCAACCAAGUUCGUGGCUGGUGGUCAGGAGGGUUUCAUCAAUAACACAAAGCCUGUGUGCGAGGCGGAAAAGCAGCUGUGGGCAACUGUAGAGGAGGCCACAGCAGAGACAGAAGCGGAAGGAGGGAUGGAAAGUAGUGAGAGCACUGAGGAGAAGGAUGAGAAGCAGGAGCAGGGUGGUGUAAUAGGGGGCUAUGAGACAGUGGCCUCCAUCCUGCAGACAACUGGAUCCACUGAUGCAGCUCAUCCAAGCCGCUCUGCAGACCAGCCAUGUCUCCUUAUGAGUAGUGAAGAUCAGCCAUGUUUGCAUGAUGUAGAUGCAGAGAUACUGUGUCCCUCUGAGACAGAUGUUGAUCAACAGAUUCCCAUUGGUGGGGACAUUUCGCCACCUGCUGCCUUCUGUGACACAAGAGGAAACCUGAAGAUUAGUGAACAAACGGAAUUAACUCAGAUGCCAAAGAGUUUGCACCCACAGGGGCUGAGUCUGGUGUUGGAAAAGGAGAGAGAGGAGAUGGACAGGAAGAGGAGGGAAGAGGAGGAGGAGAGAAGGAGGUUGGAAAAAGAGAGAGAGGAGAGAGAGAGGAAGAGGAGGGAAGAGGAGGAGGAGAGAAGGAGGUUGGAAAAAGAGAGAGAGGAGAGAGAGAGGAAGAGGAGGGAAGAGGAGGAGGAGAGAAGGAGGUUGGAAAAAGAGAGAGAGGAGAGAGAGAGGAAGAGGAGGGAAGAGGAGGAGGAGAGAAGGAGGUUGGAAAAAGAGAGAGAGGAGAGAGAGAGGAAGAGGAGGGAAGAAUUGGAGAGAAAGAGAGAGGAGAGAGAGAGGAAGAGGAGGGAAGAGGAGGAGGAGAGAAAGAGGUUGGAAAAAGAGAGAGAGGAGAGAGAGAGGAAGAGGAGGGAAGAAUUGGAGAGAAAGAGGUUGGAAAAGGAGAGAGAGGAGAUGGAGAGGAAGAGGAGGGAAGAGGAGGAGGAGAAAAAGAGGUUGGAAAAGGAGAGAGAGGAGAUGGAGAGGAAGAGGAGGGAAGAGGAGGAGGAGAGAAAGAAGUUGGAAAAAGAGAGAGAGGAGAUGGAGAGGAAAGAGAGAGAGAGGAAGAGGAGGGAAGAGGAGGAGAAGGAGAGAAAGAGGUUGGAAAGGGAGAGGGAGGAGAUGGAGAGGAAGAAGAAAGAGAGGAAGAGGAGGGAAGAGGAGGAAGAGAAGAGGAAGAGGUUGCUAAAAGAGAUGGAAGAGCUGGAGAAGAAGCAAAAGGAGGCGAGGGAAAAGGCAGAGAAAGAGAGGAAGCAGCACAAUGACACAGCAGAUGUGGAAGAAAACAAAGAAACAGAGGAAAGGGAGAGAAAGACUGAAAAGCAGAAGAAGGUGGAGGACAGGGUGAGACAAAGGGAAGAGGGCAGCAAAGGACAGAAACCACAAGAAAAAGGAGAGAUCAUUUCAUUAAUGUCAGUGCAAAACAAAGAGGAAGUAAUGAUUAACCAAUCAAAUGACUGGCCUCCUCUGAGGGAAGUAGAACUGGAUGAUAUUGCAAUAGAUGAGAGGCUACAGGGUGAUGAAGAGCAUACACAAAACAAGUCUGAUCCCAAGUUAUUGAAACAGACUGACCCUAAAACUGAGGCCAAACCUGCUGAGUCGCUUUCUGCCAUCAGACCAACAAACAAGCUCAACUCCGGAUCAGUCAAACCUGAGGACUAUGAAAUCUGUGUUAAGAAAGCCCCAGAUAAUUCCAGUCUGAGAUCAGUUAAAAAAGACAAAUCAAAUCUAAUAUCCGGUGCCAUCCCAGUGUGGUUGAGAGAGGAGGAGGAAGAGGAGGUGGAGUAUGAAAGAGGACAGGAGGAUCUUGGCUCCAUCUGGCUGGCUGAGCUGUACAUGGAAGGGGUAGCGGGCACAGGCCACCCGCCCCUUGCUGUUUCCCAGAAGCCUUCCUCACUUCCUUCUAGUGGACAAACCUUUUACCAGGGUUCUGCUGCUAGUCAGCCAAGUGAACUCAAAGGAAUCAUUCAGACUUCUAUGGCCAAAGAUCGUCCUCAAUGUAAUGAGGCACAAAAACCAUCAAUGAAAGAACUGGACACAGCAAAAAAUGAAGAGGGAGAACUUCCAAGCACAAACACUGUCAGAAUGCAAUCUGACACUGAACACACCAACGUGCUCACUGAGAAGAACAUCAGUGAGACAAGCAAUGACACAGAAAUAGCCAAAAUGCCUACAGAUUCACACAAGACUCAUGAAAUGAAGCCUGAUGGAAAUUCGAGUCACCACAGUUUAAACACGGACAUACUCACCACAAAGAGUGACAGUCCACAGAUUAACGACCUUCACGCACUGACACAAACCCCUGAUCUUUACCAGCUUACCAAAGACCAUCAGCUCCGAGAAGAGGAGAGGUUGUUAUUGGCAAGAAUUCAUGAGAUGACAGGUGAUACGUCCCCUGUGUCCAGCCCCCGCGGUAUGAAGCGCCUCAUCCCCGACCCGCGUGACAUUGACUGUGACACCACAGAGCUUGUUGAUCACAGUCAGCGCUUGAUUAUUCCCUGCUUUGAUACCCUGCAGGAAAUAUCUCUAACUGAGGCAAAAGAGCCGCUGGCCAUUGAGCUGGGGCAAAAUCAAGAAGGAAAAGAAAAUGUGCCAAAAGUCCAACCAGCUGACACCUCCAGCACACACGCCGAUGAUAAACACACUGACACACACUCCACUGCUCUCCAUCACUGUGAGAUGAAGACAUCUCGACUUCCUACAUUACUAGAAGAAGAAACCUCUGACCUCAGGUCCCCUGAUUCUGUUCCAGUGGUCAGAGAGGAGGCUGACGGGAAAGACGCCGCUGCUGAGGACCUUGUGAACUCUAGCCAGUCACUGCUCCAGUGGUGUCAGGACAUCACCAACAAGUACCCAGGAGUAAAGGUCACCAACUUCAGCACAUCCUGGAGGAACGGCCUGGCCUUCUGUGCCAUCCUUCAUCACUUCCAUCCAGACAAAAUAGUUUUUGACCAGUUGGACCCUCAUGACAUCAAACUGAACAACAAGAAGGCGUUUGACGGUUUUGAGGCUCUGGGCAUCUCUCGUCUGUUGGAGCCGUCCGAUAUGGUUCUCCUGUCCGUCCCCGACAGGCUCAUAGUCAUGACCUACCUCAGUCAGAUCCGCUCACACUUCACCAACCAGGAGCUGAGCGUGCUGCAGAUAGAGCACAACAGCAGCCAGUCCAGCUACGGCCUCGCCCUUCCUGGUCCUGGUCCAUCUAAUGUCGACGCUGCCGCUUUCUGCAUGGCCAGACUGAAUGAAGGAGUGAGCCUAGAGGAAGGAGGAAGCAGCACAUUGGUCGUCCCACCACCGAGGACCAAACGGCCAGUAAAAGUGGAUGAGUCAGUAACCCCAGUCCCACCCCCAAGGUCGAUCAACAAAGCAGUCAAAUCUGGAAAUCAGGAUGAAGACACAUUCACUGACUCUGCUGCAAAAAUCUCAAACAAUACUGAGCUGCAGAGCGCAGCUGAGAACAAGCCUCUCAAACAAGAAGAAGAACCAAUGGACACCAGCCAGUAUGUGCUGAGUGAGCUGGCAGCAUUAGAGACGGAGCAGAAGCACAUCGACAGCAGAGCUGCUGUAGUGGAGAGACGUCUGCGAAGCCUCAUGGAAACAGGAAGCGACCGUGACGAAGAGGAGAGACUGAUUCAGGAGUGGUUCACUCUUGUGAACAAGAAGAACGCUCUGAUACGCAGACAGGACACCCUGGAACUACUGCAAGAGGAGCAGGAUCUGGAGAGGAGAUUCGAGCUUCUGACCAGAGAACUUCGGGUCAUGAUGGCCAUAGAAGACUGGCAGAAGUCGGCCACCCAGCAGCAGAGGGAGCAGCUGCUCCUCCAGGAGUUGGUGUCUCUGGUCAACCAGCGGGACGAGAUCAUCAGGGACAUCGAUGCCAAGGAGAGAGGGGCGCUGGAGGAGGACGAGCGUCUGGAGCGCGGCCUGGAGAUGAGGAGGAGAAAAUACAGCAACAAAGACAAAUGUGUCCUACAGUGAGAAGAGAGGACGCAUACAAACGGCUUUUUUACUGCUAAGCCUCUGAAGUACGAACACAGAUAUUUGGGGCUGUUUUUUUAGUGCCUUUAUUUUCCUGGAGAACUGUACAUGUCCAUUUUGAGGAGACCUGACAUGCUGCGUCCUUUUCAAAAGUUUUUGCUUAAAAAUGAAUGUCUGUUUUGUUUUUGCAUAACAGUAUUAUUUGAAUUCUUUUCACAAAUUUUUAUUUAUUUAAAUUAUGUGCCAGAUUGGUGCACAUCUAUUGCACAUAUGGUGUGUUGUGUGUGUGUGUGUUUUUAUCAGUUUGUUCUGUAUUUGAUCACUGGCUUUUCCCUUUUACUUUUUAUACAUAUAUAUAAAUAUAGAAAAGAAUUCCCUGGCCAAAACGAGAGCUUGUCUGAAUCAGUUUAGGUAGAAAUGUGCCUUGUAAUCUUUGGGGGAAAUCUUUUUGUUUGUUUGUUUGUUUCAGACAUUUCCACUCAGAAAGUGAAAAAUACACUCAGUGAUGAGCUGGACUCAAACCCUCAAUAUUGAGAGUACAGUGUGCAUGUUUUCAACAGCAGGAUGACCCCAACAUCCUCUUUUGAUAAACCCUGCCAGCCGUGCAUGUUAGUGCAUGUGAGCGAUGCUGAAGAAAGACAGUCGAUUGUUGAGUCUCAUUCCCAGGUCGCUCACAGAAAUGAGUCUGUUUCCCUGUUACUGUUUUCUUUGAUUACUGUGUGCAUGCUUUUUGAGGUGCGCUGAUGAAGUGGUACCACCGCUUCACAUCACUACUGUAAACCUGUCACGCACUGCAGACACCUGAUGUUGCUAUGCAUAUUUAUGAGGUGAAGAUAUGAUGACUGAUAUUGAUAAAUAUGUUGAAGAAAAAUAAAUAUUGUUUGGUUGCUUAUCA
This is a messenger RNA of Scatophagus argus, 8985 nucleotides long. RefSeq names its product EH domain binding protein 1-like 1b (gene ehbp1l1b). Lineage: Eukaryota; Metazoa; Chordata; Actinopteri; Scatophagidae. The record is from RefSeq and is a predicted model, not a curated record. The transcript is spliced from 32 exons. The coding region runs from base 600 to 8090 and encodes 2496 amino acids. Gene Ontology annotation, molecular function: protein binding.